AAUGAAAUUGGUUGGCCGUAUUAUUUUUCUUCCGCCCUUUUUCUCGUUUUCUUCCUCUCCAUACCAACCAUGGGCCAUCGAGUUUACAUUGGUCGUUUAGCUCGUGAUGCACGACGAAGAGAUCUUGAAACUCUCUUCAAGAACUACGGAAAGCUUCAAGAAGUGACCGUCAAGAACGGUUUUGGUUUUGUUGAAUUCACUGAUAAAGUCGACGCUGAAGACGCCGUCCAUGACUUUCACGGCAGAUCGUUCCUUGGGCAAAGAAUUGUAGUAGAGUUGGCUAUGCAACGCAAGAACCGUGACCGCAGCGAACGUGAACAAAACCGAAUUGUCGUCCAAGGUAUUCCGCCAAAGACCACAUGGCAGGAUCUCAAGGAUUUCAUGAAGAAGGCCGGUCGUGUGACUUUUGCUGAUAUCCUCAAAGAUCGUGAUGGUGAAGGUGUUGUUGAAUUUGCCAAUCGCUCGGAUAUGAAGUAUGCAUUGCGUGAAUUGGAUAAUACCAGACUUAAUGGUCAACGAGUCACUCUUCAAGAAGCGGGACGUAGAAGAUCUUCUCGCGAUCGUAGAAGAUCACCACGUCGUCGAGCCUCGAGAAGAUCCCCCAGUACGGAUCGAUCUCGUUCUCGAUCCCGUUCUCGAUCCCCUGUUCGUUCCCGUUCUCGCUCGCGUUCUCGGUCUCGCUCGCGUUCUGUUUCCAAGACUCGGUCUUCUCGUGGCCGAAGGAACAGCGAUGAUCGUGACAAGGAAGACCGACGCUCCAUGAGUCCGGCUUCACGACACAGCCAGGAUGAAGAUGAAGUCAUGGACACCAAACGUGAAAGAAGUGCAAGCGUUCAGAGUCGUCAUGAGUCGGUGGAUUCCAGAGAGUGAACCCAAAAAAGAAAAAAAGAAGUGUAACAAUAAUUUGAUCAAAUAAAGAAACGUGAUAAGGAUCCGUGUAUGGCAAAAGAGAAGACCAAACCAAUUUUGGGUGGUACGUUGGAAAAUG
Messenger RNA from Radiomyces spectabilis, 988 nucleotides. RefSeq lists its product as uncharacterized. Gene Ontology annotation, molecular function: mRNA binding. NCBI's taxonomy places the organism in Eukaryota, Fungi, Mucoromycota, Mucoromycetes, Mucorales, Radiomycetaceae. The coding region runs from base 70 to 870 and encodes 266 amino acids. Gene Ontology annotation, cellular component: cytoplasm; nucleus; ribonucleoprotein complex. The record is from RefSeq and is a predicted model, not a curated record. The transcript is spliced from 6 exons.